GGCGGGGUCUGCGGGAGAGGCGCGGCCGGCGGGAGAGGCGCGGCUUUCCGCUCGCCGGCCAGGGAGGGCCCGCGGCUGCGCAGCCGCUGUCUCUCACUCUCGCUCCGGGCCGCGCCUCCAGUUCCGCGUCGGUCACGCCCCCACGCGCAGGCCGAGCUGCGCACGCGUGGUGCGAGCGGCUACCUUCCUUCUGUGGGGCUCGCGGUCGGGCUAGGGGGACCCGGCAGCACCGGCGCCGUAGCUGGAGCGGGUCGGGAGCCGGUAAGCCGAGCCUUCUCGAGGGAGGAGCAGCGCGGGUAGUGCCGCGCUGUCCUCCGCGGCAGAGAAGAAAUGGUAUUCGAGUCGGUGGUCGUGGACGUGUUGAACCGGUUCCUGGGAGACUACGUGGUGAACCUGGACGAGUCCCAGCUCUCUCUGGGCAUUUGGAAAGGAGCUGUGGCCCUCAAGAACCUUGUAAUUAAAGAAAAUGCAUUGCGUGAAUUGGAUGUACCAUUCAAAGUUAAAGUUGGUCAUAUAGGUAGCCUUAAACUUAAAAUUCCAUGGAAAAACCUUUAUACUCAACCAGUUGAAGCUGUUUUGGAAGACAUUUUUUUACUCAUAGUGCCUUCUUCUAGAAUAGAGUAUGAUCCUAUCAAAGAAGAAAAGCAACUCAUGGAAACAAAACAACAGGAACUGAAAAGAAUUGAAGAAGCAAAACAGAAAGUAGUUGAUCAAGAAAAACCUCAGGAGGAGAAACAGGACACUUUUACAGAAAAGUUAAUUACUCAAAUCAUAAAGAACCUUCAAGUGCAAAUUUCCAAUAUCCAUGUUCGUUAUGAAGAUGAUAUCACAAAUCGAGACAAACCACUUUCUUUUGGUAUUUCCCUUCAAAAUAUCAGCCUUCAGACAACUGAUCAAUACUGGAUUCCAUGUUUGCAUGAUGAUACUGAAAAACUAGUUCGGAAGCUAAUCCGGUUAGAUAAUCUCUUUGCUUACUGGAAUGUGAACUCUCAGAUGUUUUAUCUGAAUGAUUAUGAUGAAUCAUUGGAAGCCUUGAAAAAUGGUAUUGUCAAUGAAAAUAUUGUUCCAGAAGGUUAUGAUUUUGUUUUUCGACCUAUAUCUGCUAAUGCCAAACUUCAGAUGAAUCGACGAUCAGAUUUUGACUUUUCUGACCCCAAAAUAAACCUGGCUAUUGAGUUACAUACCAUAGCAAUUGAGUUUAACAAACCACAGUAUUUCAGUCUCAUGGAACUUCUCGAGUCAAUUGACAUGAUGACACAGAACCUGCCAUACAGAAAGUUCAAGCCCAGCGUGCCUCUGCACCUCCAUGCCAAAGAGUGGUGGGCUUAUGCUAUACAUAGUAUUCUUGAAGUAAAUGUUUGUCCCAGUUUACGGAUGUGGUCAUGGGAGCAUAUUAGAGACCAUAGACACAAAAUGAAACAAUACAGAGAAUUUUAUAAGAAAAAGUUAACAAAUAAGAAGCCAUCUUCUGAAAUUUUCAUGUCUUUGGAGGAGCUGGAGAAAACCUUGGAUGUUUUUAAUAUAACCAUAGCUAGACAACAGGCAGAAGUUGAGGUAAAGAAAGCUGGAUAUAAGAUUUACAAAGAAGGAGUAAAAGAUCCAGAAGAUAAUGCAGGAUGGUUUAGCUGGAUGUGGACUUGGUCAGAAUCAAAUGCUAAUCAACAAGAUGUUAAACCUGGAAUUCUUGAAGAAAUGUUGACACCUGAAGAAAAAUCGUUACUCUAUGAAGCAAUUGGUUAUAGUGAAACAGCAGUUGAUCCAACCUUGCCAAAAACAUUUGAAGCCUUGAAGUUUUUUGUUCACUUGAAAAGUAUGUCUAUUGUUCUAAGAGAAAAUCGCCAAAAGCCGGAGCUGUUAAAUGUUGUAGUGGAAGGACUUAGUACUUCGAUUGUGCAAAGACCAGGAGCACAAGCCAUAAAAUUUGAAACCAAAAUUGAUUCAUUUCAUAUUACUGGCUUACCAGAUGAUUUCAAAAAACCCCACCUACUGUCUUCAUUGGAUGAUAUGUCACUCUUCCAGAUUACAUUUGAGAUAAAUCCUUUAGAUGAAACUGUUGCUCAGAGGUGCACCAUAGAGGCUGAGCCUCUAGAGAUAAUAUAUGAUGCAAGGACAGUCAAUAGUAUAGUCGAGUUCUUCAGACCUCCAAAAGAUGUCCACCUAGCCCAGCUCACGUCGGCAACUUUGACAAAAUUGGAAGAAUUUCGGGAGAAAACAGCAACAGGUUUGCUGUAUAUUAUUGAAACACAGAAAGUUCUUGAUCUCAGAAUUAAUGUAAAGGCUUCAUAUGUUAUUGUCCCACAAUAUGGAAAUUUUAGCCCUACAUCAAAUCUCCUUCUCUUGGAUCUUGGUCAUUUAAAGGUGACAAGUAAACGUCAAUCAGGAUUACCAGAUGUGAAACCCAGUGAGGCCAGCCUUGAAGAUAUAAUGCAUAGAGCUUAUGACUCUUUUGAUAUUCAGCUUACAAGUAUACAGUUGCUCUACAGUAGAGUGGGUGAUAAUUGGAAAGAGGCACGAAAGCUCAAUGUAUCUACACAGCAUAUUUUGAUACCUAUGCAAGUCAGUGUGGAGCUCUCUAAAGCCAUGGUGUUCAUGGAUAUCAAGAUGCCCAAAUUCAAGAUUUCUGGAAAGUUACCUCUUGUUUCAUUACGAAUCUCGGAUAAAAAACUGCAAGGCAUUAUGGAGUUGUUGGAAAGCAUUCCAAAGCCUGAACCCGUUACUGAUGUAUCUGUCCCUGCCAGAUCAUUCCAGAUUCAAGCAUCUACUUUGCCAGUAUCAUACAUUCCUCAGAAGUUAAUCCCUUUAUUGGAACAGCCUGAUACUGAAGAUGACUCAGAGGAGGAAUUUUUUGAUGCACCAUGUAGUCCCUUGGAAGAAUGUCCUCAAGUGCCAUGUAGAGAUAAAUGUAUUCGACAGAAAAAAUUACAAAAGAAAGAUUGUUCAAUGAAUUUUAUCCAACUUAGCAUGAGAUUUGAAGUAGCAGAGGUGUUGAUUCAGUUUUACCACCUUGUGGGAGACUGCGAACUACCUGUGCUAGAAAUGGGUGUUUUAGGAUUGGGAACAGAAGCUGAGAUUAGAACAUUUGACUUGAAAGGAAAUGCCUUUUUGAAAGAAUUAUGGUUAAAAUGUCCAGAAUAUUUAGAUGAAAACAAGAAACCAGUUUAUUUGAUCACGACCCUGGAUAACACUAUGGAAGAUUUAUUAAUAUUGGAAUUCAUAAAGGUUGAAAGAAGUGCACCAAAUUUGAAUAGUACUUAUAACAAUGUUUUACAAUUUAUUAAGGUGAAUUUUUCCUCUUUGGAUAUUCAUUUACACACUGAAGCACUUCUGAAUACAAUGAAUUAUCUUAAUAAUAUUAUUCCAGAAUUAGGGGGAAAAUCUGCUUCAGUGUCUGCUGCAGAGCCUGAAGAGAAAGGAGAUGUCGUUAAAAAACUUGCUUUAAAGCUACCCACGAAUGAAGAUAUUAUUACCUUGCAGCUUUUGGCAGAAUUAUCUUGUUUACGGAUUUUUAUUCAGGAUCAGAAACAAAACAUUUCUGAAAUUAAGAUUGAAGGGCUUGAUUCUGAGAUGAUUGUGAAGCCUUUAGCCACUGAAAUAAAUGCAAAGCUCAGGAAUAUAAUUGUGUUAGAUUCUGAUAAAAUGGCUAUCUACAAAAAGGCUCUUUAUAUCACUGGAAAAGAAGUUUUCAGCUUCAAGAUGAUUUCUUAUAUGAAUGCAACUGCUGGCUGUGCAUACACAGAUAUGAGUGUGGUUGACGUUCGAGUUUAUUUAACUGUUGGUUGCAUUGAAGUAGUGUUCAUCACAAAAUUCCUAUAUUCUAUAUUGGCAUUUAUAAAUAAUUUUCAAGCAGUUAAAGAUGCCUUGGCUGAAGCAACUGUCCAAGCUGCAGAGAUGGCUGCUGAUGGUGUAAAGCAACUGGCUCAAAGGAGUUCUAGGUUUGCGUUGGAUGUUAACAUCAAGGCUCCAGUCGUGCUCAUUCCACAGUCUCCAGUGUCUCAGAAUGUUUUUGUUGCUGAUUUUGGAUUAAUUACAAUGAAAAAUAUAUUUGUUACCGUAACAGAGACCCAGAGUACUAUCCCACCUGUAAUUGAUUUGAUAACAAUAAAGUUGAGUAAAAUGAGACUGUACAGGUCUCAGUUUAUGAACGAUGCAUACCAGGAAGUGCUGGACCUGCUACUACCUUUAAACUUGGAAGUGAUUGUUGAACGGAACUUAUCCUGGGACUGGUACAAGGAAGUUCCUUGUUUUAAUAUAAAAGCUCAGCUAAAACCCAUGGAGUUCAUUCUUAGUCAAGAAGAUUUAACAACCGUCUUUCAAACAUUGAAUGGCAAUCUAUGCAACAAUCAAAAUUUAAAUGCUCCAUCUUCUGCAAAUAAAGACCCAGAAACCAUGACCAGUGGAACCACCAGUACUUCCUACCAUCCGUCGUCAGCUACUCUGGUGACGGCUGCUGUGGUAGAGGUCCAUCCACAGGCUUCUCAAGUUCACACGACGCUGAAUGUGAGCUUCCAGACUGAUUAUCUCACCAUGGCACUCUACAGUCCUGGGCCUGACCAGGCCUCCUUUACAGAUGUUCGUGAUCCUUCUCUAGAACUUGCUGAAUUUAAAUUGGAGAAUAUUAUAAGUAGUUUAAAAAUGUAUACAGAUGAUUCUACAGUCUUUUCUUUCUCAGUAAAAAACUGUAUUUUAGAUGAUAAAAGGUCACAUGUCAUGAAAGCCACUCCUAGAAUGAUAGGACUGACUGUUGGCUUUGACAAGAAGGACAUGGUGGAUAUAAAGUAUAGAAAAAUCAGAGAUGUUGUUGUGACUGAUGUAAUUGUCCAAGAAAUGUAUGUUUGUGCAAGUGUGGAGUUUUUGAUGACUGUUGCCCAUGUUUUUUUUGAUGCCUACAUGACUAGUAUGGCUUUAGAAACCAGUGUUCAAACAUGGACUACUACAGAAGCACCUGCAGAGGAAUUAGGGAAGUGGGAAAUGAAUAUUCUUAUUAAAAACCCAGAGAUUGUGUUUGUGGCUGACAUGACAAGAAAUGAUGCUCCUGCCUUAGUCAUUACAACACAGUGUGAAAUUUGCUUCAAAGGAGAACCUGCAAGCAAUACAGUGACUGCUGCCAUUAAAGAUCUCCAAGUCAGAGCAUGCCCAUUUCUUCCAGUCAAGAGAAAGGGCAAAGUCACCACUGUUUUGCAGCCUUGUGACUUGUUUUAUCAGGCUACUCAGUUUGGUAGAGAUCCCCAAAUGAUUGAUAUAUCAGUAAAAUCUCUCACGCUAAAGGUUUCACCAGUUAUCAUAAAUACCAUAAUAACUAUUACUUCAGCACUUUACACAACUAAGGAAACUGUUCCAGAAGAAAACACUUCUAAUAUAGCACAUUUAUGGGAGAAGAAGGAUACAAAGAAUCUAAAAAUGUGGUUUCUUGAAGAAUCAAAUGAAACUGAAAAAGUAGUUGCCACAAAUGAAGUGAUGCCAGGAGGAGAGACACUGAACUUGCAUAUUGAUUCUAUUUUUAUUGUUCUUGAGGCUGGAAUUGGUCAUAGAACAGUGCCAAUGCUAUUAGCAAAGUCAUGCUUUUCGGGGGAAAGCAAAAACUGGCAGACUUUAAUAAAUCUUCACUGUCAGCUUGAACUGGAAGUUCACUAUUAUAAUGAAAUGUUCGGUGUUUGGGAACCUUUACUGGAACCCUUAGAAAUUGAUCAGACUGAUGAUUUUAGACCUUGGAAUCUUGGCAUUAAGAUGAAAAAGAAAGCAAAAGAGGCCAUUGUUGAGUCUGAUAGUGAAGCAGAAAACUACAAAGUACCAGAAUAUAAGACUGCCAUAAGUUUUUAUUCUAAAGAUCAGUUAAACAUUACAUUAUCCAAAUGUGGCAUUGUGAUGUUAAAUAAUUUAGUUGAGGCAUUUACUGAAGCUGCUACUGGAUCAUCAGCUGUCUUCCUAAAAGAUCUAGCACCAUUUAUAAUUUUAAAUUCUCUUGGACUUACUGUCUCUGUUUCACCAAGCGAUUCUUUUAAUGUACUCAACGUUCCUUUAGCAAAAUCAUAUGAACUGAAAAAUGAUGAGAGUUUAAGUAUGGAUUAUGUACGAACUAAGGACAAUGAUCAUUUCAGUGCAAUGACCAGCCUAAGCAGCAAGCUCUUCUUCAUUCUCCUUACACCUGCUAACCACUCUGUCGCUGAGAAGAUCCCCUUAACCAAAGUGGGACGCCGUCUGUACACCGUAAGACACAGAGAAUCUGGGGUGGAAAGAUCUAUCAUUUGUCAAAUUGACACAGUUGAAGGAAGUAAGAAAGUAACAAUCCGCUCACCAGUGCAGAUUAAGAAUCAUUUUUCAAUCCCAAUUUCCGUUUUUGAAGGAGAUACUUUGUUGGGAAUUGCUUCAUCUGACAAUGAAUUUAACAUACCAUUAGCAUCUUACCGAUCAUCCCUCUCCUUGAAGCCAGAAGAUGAAGACUACCAGCUAUGUGAAGGAAUUGACUUUGAAGAAAUCAUAAAAUAUGAUGGGCAGCUUCUGAAGAAGGAAUGCAGAUCUAUAAACCCUUCUAAGAAAUCAUUUGUUAUUAAUAUUGUUCCAGAAAAGGAUAGUCUGACUUCCCUAUCAGCGUAUUCAGAAGAUGGCUGGGACUUACCGUAUGUAAUGCACUUGUGGCCACCUGUCCUCAUCCGGAAUCUUCUUCCCUACAAAAUUGCUUAUUACAUUGAGGGCAUUGAGAACACUGUUUUUACUCUAAGCGAAGGGCAUUCAUCACAGAUCUAUAAUGUGGAAAUGGACCACGCCAAGCUACACUUAAAAUUACUUGACUAUCUUAAUCAUGAUUGGAAAAGUGAAUUUCAUAUAAAGCCUAAUCAACAAGACAUCAAUUUCAUCAACUUUACCUGUCUCACAGAAAUGGAAAAGAGUGAUUUGGAUAUUGCUAUCCACAUGACUUACAAUACUGGUCAGACAGUUGUGGCAUUUCACAGUCCGUAUUGGAUGGUCAAUAAAACUAAUCGGAUGUUACAGUACAAAGCAGAUGGAAUUCACCGAAAGCAUCCACCUAAUUAUAAAAAACCAGUUCUCUUUUCCUUUCAGCCAAACCACUUUUUUAACAACAAUAAGGUUCAGCUUAUGGUAACUGAUAGUGAGCUUUCUGAUCAGUUUUCAAUUGAUACUGUUGGUAGUCAUGGAGCCAUUAAAUGCAAAGGCCUGAAAAUGGAAUACCAAGUUGGUGUCACUAUAAAUCUCAGCAGUUUUAACAUUACAAGAAUUGUGACAUUUAUUCCUUUUUAUAUGAUUAAAAACAAAAGCAAAUACCAAAUAUCAGUGGCAGAAGAAGGAAGUGAUAAAUGGCUUUCUCUUGACUUAGAGCAGUGUAUCCCCUUUUGGCCUGAGAAUGCCUCCAAUAUUCUUCUUAUUCAAGUUGAGAGGAGUGAAGGUCCUCCGAAAAGGAUAUACUUUAACAAGCAAGAUAGUUGUAUUUUAUUGCGACUGAAUAAUGAGCUUGGAGGUAUUAUUGCAGAAGUUAAUUUGGCUGAGCACUCUACAGUUAUUACAUUUUCAGAUUACCAUGAUGGAGCAGCUACAUUCCUAUUAAUAAAUCAUACCAAGAGUGACCCUGUUCAGUACAACCAAAGUUCUCUUAGUGAAAUAGAAGAUUCCCUUCCUCCUGGAAAAGCAGUAUAUUAUACAUGGGCUGACCCAGUAGGCUCUAGAAAGCUGAAGUGGAGUUGUGGGCAAAGCUAUGGUGAAGUAACACAUAAGGAUGAUAUGAUGACACCCAUAAGUGUGGGGAAAAAAACCAUUUAUUUAGUGUCAUUCAUUGAAGGCCUGCAGCGUAUUAUUUUAUUCACUGAAGAUCCAAGAGUGUUUAAAGUCACCUAUGAAAGUGAAAAGGCAGAGUUAGCAGAGCUGGAAGUUGUGCUGGCAUUACAGGAUGUCGGGAUUUCACUUGUCAAUAACUAUACAAAGCAAGAAGUAGCCUACAUAGGCAUUACAAGUUCUGAUGUGGUUUGGGAGGCAAAACCAAAGAAAAAGGCCAGGUGGAAGCCAAUGAGUGUGAAACACACUGAGAAGCUGGAGAAGGAAUUCAAGGAGUACACAGAGGCUUCACCCUUGGAAGACAAAGUUGUUGAGUUGGACAAUAACAUUCCAGUUCUCUUAACACCUAGUGGCAAUGACAUGAAAAUUCUGCAACCACAUGUAAUAGCUGUCCGGAGAAAUUACCUCCCAGCACUAAAUGUAGAAUAUAACACAUCUGCACAUCAGUCAUCAUUCAGAAUUCAGAUUUAUAGAAUACAGAUCCAAAAUCAGAUUCAUGGUGCUAUUUUUCCUUUCGUGUUUUAUCCUAUUAAACCUCCACGCUCUGUCACCAUGGACUCAGCACCAAAGCCGUUUACAGAUGUCAGUAUUGUCAUGAGAUCUGCAGGACAUUCCCAAAUAUCACGGAUUAAAUAUUUCAAAGUGUUGAUUCAAGAAAUGGAUCUCAGGUUGGAUCUUGGGUUUGUGUAUGCCCUAGCUGACCUUGUCACAAAAGCUGAGGUGACUGAGAAAACAGAGGUGGAAUAUUUUCAUAAGGAUGUAGAAGCAUUUGAACAAGAAUAUGAAGUGGCCUCAUCAGUAGAUCAAUCACAAGUCAAUCUCUUUGAAUAUUUUCAUAUAUCUCCAAUCAAGGUGCACUUAAGCGUCUCACUGAGCUCUGGGAGAGAAGAGGCUAAAGACUCAGAGCAGCAUGGCGGACUGAUUCCUGUUCAUUCUUUAAACCUCCUGCUGAAGAGUAUCGGUGCCACCCUCACAGAUGUACAAGAUGUAGUUUUUAAGCUUGCCUUUUUUGAACUCAACUACCAGUUCCAUACAACAUCUGAAUUGCAGUCUGAAGUAAUAAGACACUAUUCCAAACAGGCUAUUAAACAAAUGUAUGUACUCAUUCUUGGACUUGAUGUUUUGGGAAAUCCCUUUGGCUUAAUUAGAGAAUUUUCAGAAGGAGUAGAAGCUUUUUUUUAUGAACCUUACCAGGGGGCUAUCCAGGGUCCUGAGGAGUUUGUGGAGGGAAUGGCACUUGGAUUGAAAGCACUGGUUGGCGGAGCUGUUGGUGGACUAGCUGGUGCCGCGUCCAAAAUCACCAGUGCUAUGGCUAAAGGGGUAGCUGCCAUGACAAUGGAUGAAGACUACCAGCAGAAGAGAAGAGAAGCAAUGAAUAAGCAGCCCGCUGGCCUUCGGGAGGGUAUCACUCGAGGAGGAAAAGGCCUUGUCUCUGGUUUUGUAAGUGGCAUUACAGGAAUUGUUACAAAGCCAAUUAAAGGUGCUCAAAAGGAAGGAGCAGCAGGUUUCUUCAAAGGUGUUGGAAAAGGUUUAGUUGGAGCAGUGGCAAGGCCAACCGGUGGCAUCAUAGACAUGGCCAGCAGUACCUUUCAGGGAAUCAAAAGAGCUACAGAGACUUUUGAAGUAGAAAGCUUACGGCCUCCCAGGUUCUUUAAUGAAGAUGGAGUCAUCAGACCUUACAGGUUGCGCGAUGGUACAGGAAAUCAGAUGUUACAGGCAUCAAAAAGUUUGAUGUGAAAACUGUUAAUGCAUGACUUUGCAAGUGAAAGCCAACAGUAGAUUUUAGUCUUAAACUUUUACAAACUCUGUGCAGCUGUUUCAGUAUUUUGAAUAUAAAGAAAAGACUUUGUGUUACGAACAUCAGUCAGUCUAAUCUUUCCAUAGACUAUUCUUGGUUCUGCUUUGGGUAUUCUAGAUCUGGCCAAAGCCAGUGUGCCUUAUAAGGCCUUUAAACUUGAUAGCACAUACUUAUCUACUUAGGUUGUUUCUGUUUGAGGUUCUUCUUCCGCCUUUCAUACCACUACUAGUUUUUAUAUUAAGUAUAAUCUUCAUUUCUAAUUUAUUCAUGAAGGAAGGGGAAGUAAAACUCAAGAACACUGCCAGUGUUGAUCAUUUGUGAGUGUUAGGCAUUCUCUGAGGAUGCUCAGACUAGUAUGUGUAGAGCCUUGUGAGAUUUCAUGUAGUAUCUUCUCGUAAGGAAAUACAAUUUGGGGGACAAUAGAUAGCCUGAGGCUAGAAUGGUUUGUCAGUUCAGACAACUUUGUUGCUUGAUAACUCAAGUUUUAAAACUUAGAUUAUUGUAAAAAUAAUACCUCAUAUCCCAGGUUAUCCCAUUGUAAGGUUGUUUCUAUGGGAUUGGUAUAGAAUAUUAAAUUAAGCCAUAUAUUUGAAAACUAAGGAGUCAAUAUUUUUUAGGUUUGAAGAAUAUUCAUGAUAAUAAUAAACUAUUGAAACAUGAAGCUUCUCAAGUUUAAAAUUACCAGAAUAAAAUUUAAAACUUUUACUAUUUUACUACUGCAUGUAAAAUAUAUUACUUCAUUGAAUGUAUUUUAUAUCUUCUCUGGAUCUUCUGUUCAAUAUAUUAAAAUAUAACUGUAGCAUAGAAGUGCAGUAUAUAGUAAAACAACUUUUACCUUGAUUUUUCCAUCUUAUUAAAUUGCAAACACACUUGCAAAUUGAGAUAAAAUUGGUAAUGUCAUGGGAGGUUGUACGUAAAGGAUGUGUUUUGCAGUCUCUACUUUUAGAGUUUAUUAUUCUUCAAAGACAGAAAAGUUGUAGUUGUCAUGUCUGCCUAAUCCAGUUGAAGCAUUUCUACCCAGUGUCUGCCUGCCCUUUUUAGAGAAGGAUUAACAAGUAACUUUUUACUAUACUGAAAGUUGAAUGGUUUUCAUAACAUAAUUAAAAAAUAAGAAUAUUUCUCAAGUAUUGUUUUAAUACAUUUGCUACAAAAUAGGAAUUUGUAGUGAGGAGAAUUUAGAAAUAUAUUGUCCUUAUUAUCCAGGAACAGAUUAUAUUCAAAGUUUCUCAUGAUUGAUAAUUGGAUUUCAGUGGCAAGAAAGUUUAUCCCACACCUUAAUUUCUUUCUUUGGAAUUUAAAACCAUGAAUUUUUAUUUGUCAUAUUUAAAGAUACAUAUUACUUUUAGUAGACAAGUCUCUGCUAAAGAUUCUGCUUCAGUAAAUAGAAUCUCCUAAUCUUUGUCAGCUUUAUACAUUUUUUCAACAAGAGUGUUAAACCUGCUAGUAACUUGAACACUUACAGGAAUACAUAAGAUGUCUUGGUGUGUUUACAGUUAGUAUUAUUUGUUUAUAGAUGUUACAAAGUUAGUUGCUGUUCUGAUAGGAAUAGUGCUUUUCUAAAAUAAAACUGCUAUUUUUAGCACAGUUCUUAAAAUACAAUGUAAUAAAAUACAAAAUAAAAGGGAUAGAGUUUUUCUAUAGCAAGCAAGAACUCUAAGUUUUAUUUUGAGCACUACAUAAACCAGGCAUGGUGGUACCUGCCUGUAAUCUAGCAGGUGGGAGGUGGAAGCAGGAUGGUCAGAUUUUUAAAGCCAUCUUAAACUACAUAGCAAGUUUGAGGUCAGCCUACAGUAAUAAGACCCUGUCUCAAAAACUAGAAAUGUAACCUGCCAAGAUUUCACCUGAAUGAUUUAGUAACAGUGCUUUAGAAAGUGUUUGUUAUAUUCUACCUUCUGAUAUUUCUCCUUUUUUUUUUUCUGAUUUUCUACAAAAAGGUUCUGUUUUGACUAAAUUACAUAUGCUUAUACAUUGUAGUUAAAUAUAAAAUAUAUUCAUUUUAUCUAUCUAAAAAGCAGGAUAUUACUUCAGUGCUUCCUAGUAGCCAAUUAGGUGAUUUAUAAAGAAGUAAAAUAAUCAAUAUAUUCUUAGAAUACCUCAUUGAUACACAGAGCCAUGUCUGACAUGAGUUUGUAUGUGUAAGUUGUUUUUAGGCCUGUUAAGUUAAAAGUAUUAUACCCACAGUUACAACAUGAGUCACAGAUAAAAACUCUGCCUUAAAAUUACUCUAACAUUGUAACAUUUCAUAACUAACAUCUUUUCCUGCUACUUAACUAACCUUGAUGCUUCUUUUUCCUUUACCAUGCUUACGAACAUUCAGGCCUCCAGGGAAUGGAUUCUGACUCACAGUAGCAGUAGUGAUGAGGAAGAAGAGGCUUAGUCAGAGCUUAAUUGAGAAAGUGGUCCUUUGCAUUUCCCUCUUUGCAUUUCCCCGGAAUGUUUGUGUAACUGCUGUCAGUCCAUCCAUGUGUCCAUUGUUAGGGAAGUUAGCACUCUUUCCUUAGAAAAUGUUUAUUCUGACCAUCAUGAUAAAGCAAAAUAAUCACUUUAUUUACAUACAGGAAAAUAUAUUUAUCAGUCAAAGUGUAGAGCAUAUCAUAUAUUAUAAAUUUGCUUUUAUAUAUCCUAGCUUUGUAUCCCACAGUUUGUCAUUAAGAUCCGAAGUGAGAUUUAAAUGUAGUUUUAAUGUUCAUGAGCUCUACUCUAAAUCAUCUGCAUAUUUGUUAGCAGAACAUCUUUUUUUUUAAAAUAAAAAUAUUCUGUGAAAUUUUGGGCUGUAAUGUAAUAUUGUUUAAAGAAAAAAGAGUGGGUGGGAGAAAGAAUAAGAAUAUCAUUCAAUGUUUUAUAUGUAUUUAGCACUUAAAGGUAUUUUGUCAAAUUUCUUUUCAUAAUAAACUUGCAUAACUUGA
Mastomys coucha (southern multimammate mouse) is the source of this 12486-nucleotide messenger RNA. RefSeq names its product vacuolar protein sorting 13 homolog A (gene Vps13a). Bases 331 to 9519 code for a protein of 3062 amino acids. Gene Ontology annotation, cellular component: extrinsic component of membrane. The transcript is spliced from 69 exons. The record is from RefSeq and is a predicted model, not a curated record. NCBI's taxonomy places the organism in Eukaryota, Metazoa, Chordata, Mammalia, Rodentia, Muridae. Gene Ontology annotation, biological process: protein retention in Golgi apparatus; autophagy; protein targeting to vacuole.